CGCGCAGGCCGCGCCGCCAUGGCCGCGCUGCACGCCAAGGCCGGCGGGCCCCCGCAGAUCCCGGACACCCGCCGGGAGCUCGCCGAGCUGGUGAAACGCAAACAGGAGCUGGCGGAGACGCUGGCAAACCUGGAGCGGCAGAUCUACGCCUUCGAGGGCAGCUACCUGGAGGACACGCAGAUGUACGGGAACAUCAUCCGCGGCUGGGAUCGCUAUCUCACCAACCAGAAGAACUCCAACAGCAAAAACGACCGGAGGAACCGCAAGUUCAAGGAGGCCGAGAGGCUCUUCAGCAAGUCCUCUGUCACCUCAGCAGCGGCUGUCAGUGCAUUAGCUGGAGUCCAGGACCAGCUCAUUGAGAAGCGGGAGCCAGGCAGUGGCACAGAGAGUGACACUUCUCCAGACUUCCACAACCAGGAGAAUGAGCCCAACCAGGAGGAUGCUGAAGAGCUGGAUGGCUCCGUGCAGGGUGUGAAGCCUCAGAAAGCUGCUUCCUCCACUUCCUCUGGGAGCCACCACAGCAGCCACAAAAAGCGAAAGAACAAAAACAGACACAGAUAUUUGGAAGAAGUUCAGGAAUAACACAAGAAACUACAUCCGUGAACAAGUCCAGAGAAACAACCUGUAAAACUGAAGUACAGCUUAAGAAAACUGCCAUUUCAAACAAAUUAUAGAAUAUUCUCCCUGGACAAACCAUGGCCAACAACAUGGUGGGGUGCAGGGCAGGAGCUGGAACUGGCAUAAAUCCCUUUGCUCCGGUCCAUGAGCCAGACUUUAGGGACAGGAGCUGGGGGGAAGCUGCCCCCCAACAGGUUGUGUGGCUCUGGGUUCCUUCACAUCCCCCCUCUGCAGCUUUGGCUGCUGCUGCCAGGCCAGGCUGUUGGACAGAGGAGCCCUGCCCUACUCACCUGUGGCAGCUUCUGUGUUCCCAGGCCCCGUCAGACACUCCGAGGGGCUCAGUGAGGCAGGAACUGACUGUAAUGCUUAGCGGGGCCAGAUAGAUAAUUUAAAAAGAUAAAAAAAUCGUUAAAUUUGUCUGUAAUAAAAGCUCUGUUAAAAUUGUGAUUGCUGUUACUGACUAUCCCCUAAAUUUUGGCAGAUGACACCAAACAAUUCUCAAGUAUAUUUAGGCUAAAAACAGCCCAGCAACAACCCAGUCCCUGAACGUGCAGCGAGGGCGUUCCAGGCCCCACAACCCCACAGGUGCUCCAGCUAGACUUUUGGGUCUGUCCCCUGAGGGGUCUGGCAUGAAAAAGAGAAAAAUAAAAAGAAUUGUUGGCUUUUCUCUUUAUUCAGAAGCUCUUCCAUUUGCCAGCACGACUCUGGGCUUCACUCCCCCUCCCCGGGAGGGGCUGGGAAAGGGCCCUGCAGGAGCUCGGCCCCGCUGGGGUUCCCGUGUGGGGAGCUGGCUCAGCACAGGGACCUUUGGCCUCACAUGUGGGUGCAGAGGCUGUGCUGUCCCUCUGCUCCCUGCCACACCACAGCAGGGCCAGAGUGGAUGUUUUCUGUGUGCUGGGCUGUUUCCACAAGUGUUUGAGGGAGCCCAGCGCUGUUGGCUCAGUGCAGUCCUGGAGAGGGACUCCAUGAUCGAUCCGUCCUGAGUGGUGUCAGCCUUGGGCAGAGCUGUGGCACUUGUUUGAGCGGUGGGAAGGCACCAAACUGGUCAGCUCUGGCCAAACGUGCCAGGUCAGCAGUGCUGGGGGUGUGGGGGGAGCAGCCCAGAGCAGGGCUGAGCACCAAGCUCUGUGCCACCUCUACCUGAAGCAGCUUUGCCUUGCCCUUGCAGCCCAGCCCCUCCCCAGCACCCUAAGCCCACCCUGCUUCCUGAGCCCUCACUUUGGUUUUCCAAGCCCUCGGGUUCCUCUUCUGCCCGAGUUCUGCCCUCUCUGGGUCUGGCAGCUGCUCUUCUUUCAGCUCCUAAAAUCCCGUGCAGAAACCGAGCCCACCUCUGCUAACACCUCUUGUUCCCAGAAAUCCGGUGGGGAGGGGGAGUCUGGAUUGCCAACCCAGAGUGCUUUUUUGUGUCCAGCCCUCUGGUUAAGAUUAUCUGGUUAAGAUAAUCUGAAGAACUUGAUGGUGUUUGAACAAUGGCUUUAUUAUUUGUUUUAUUUUAUUUUUUAGCAAUCUCGCUAGGGUGGCUAAUCAAUUAAUUGAUUUAAUUCAUUAGUAUAUUAAUUUCUAUUGCUUUCUUCCUUUCAAAUGCUGCC
Pseudopodoces humilis (Tibetan ground-tit) is the source of this 2207-nucleotide messenger RNA. It is a transcript of the gene MEAF6, whose product is annotated as MYST/Esa1 associated factor 6. Lineage: Eukaryota; Metazoa; Chordata; Aves; Passeriformes; Paridae. The record is from RefSeq and is a predicted model, not a curated record. Gene Ontology annotation, cellular component: histone acetyltransferase complex.